Messenger RNA from Punica granatum (pomegranate), 3456 nucleotides. Lineage: Eukaryota; Viridiplantae; Streptophyta; Magnoliopsida; Myrtales; Lythraceae. The record is from RefSeq and is a predicted model, not a curated record.
AUCAAUUAAUCGGAACAAACUGUCUUCUUCCUCUUCUCCUUCUUCAUCUUCUUCCUCUUCUCCUUCAUUAGCUUUACUUACUCUCCUCAUUAUUAUUCCUCAGCAUAUUCCUCUUCUUCUUCUUCUUCGAUCGAACCAAAUCCUAACUUCUCACUCUUGCUGUUCUCCAAUGGAGGCGAUACAGAGCAGGGUGGAGUCAUGGAUCAGGGACCAGAAGGCGAAGAUCAUGAAGGUCUCGUGGGGCCCCCUCCAGUGGCGGAUGCGCUGGUGGCCCCCGUGGUCCUCCUUCGAGCAGCGCGAGCAGCGCAAGCGGAUCCAGCUCGAGUACGAGCGCCGCCGCAAGCAGCUCCACGAUCUCUGCCGUGCCCUCCAGGCCGACUCUAUCCCCGACCUCCAGGACAUCCUCUGCUGCAUGGUCCUCUCCGAGUGCGUCUACAAGAGUUCAACAAAAAUGUUCUUUUUCCCCUUCAUGAGCAGAGGCCUGCCACUGAGCUUGUCCGUGCUGUGAACAAAUUUAAGGCAGAUUUUGGAGGUCACGUUGUUUCUAUCGAGCGCGUUCAACCGUCCGCAGACCAUGUUCCUCACAGGUACUUAUUGGCAGAGGCCGGCGACACAUUGUUUGCUUCCUUUGUUGGGACGAAACAGUACAAGGAUGUCAUGGCUGAUGCCAAUAUAUUACAAGGUGCAAUAUUUCAUGAUGAUAUGGAGGAUGCUGACGAGAGUGAAGCCACUGAUUCCGACCGUGUUGAUGGUCAAAAAGGGUCCAUUCAGAAUUCAUCAAAAUCUCUCGAGACGAAGAUAAAGCAGCCAAGGGGUAGACCAAAACCAGCUGCUCAUCGGGGAUUCCUGGCUCGUGCUAAAGGAAUACCUGCUUUAGAGUUGUACCGUCUUGCUCAGAAGAAAAAGAGAAAACUUGUUUUGUGCGGACAUUCCCUUGGUGGAGCAGUUGCAGCAUUGGCUACCCUUGCAAUUUUAAGGGUUAUUUCUGCUUCUGCUUCUUUGAAGGAAAACGAAAAGUUGCCUGUUAAAUGUAUAACAUUCUCCCAGCCCGCUGUUGGAAACGCUGCCUUAAGAGACUAUGUCAACACAAAGGGCUGGCACCAGUAUUUUAAGAGUUAUUGUAUUCCAGAAGAUCUGGUGCCCCGUAUACUGUCUCCAGCUUAUUUCCAUCAUUAUAUUGCUCAGAUACCAUCAGUACCUAUUGGAACUGAAAUUGCAAUUUCCAAUAAAUCGACUGUAAAAGGAGAGACUGCAGUAGAGAAAAAGAAAGACAGUGAUGGGGAGCAAUUGGUUCUAGGAUUAGGUCCCAUCCAGAAUUCUUUCUGGAGACUCUCAAGACUUGUUCCUUUGGAGGGUGUCAGAAGGCAAAUAAACAAUUUCAGGAGAAAACAGGUCGAGUCUAUUGAAGAAUCUGCAAGUCAUUCAAUUGCACUUGAAGAUGAAGCCAUGGAACCACAGUCUUUGGAAAUUCAAGAGGGUUCUGAUAGUAUUUCUCUGAAGCCAAUCUCUGAUGGAGAUAAUAAACCAUCAGAUAUAACAUUAGCAGGAAAGUCCACCGAAAAGAGCCAGAAAGAUGGUGAUGGGCGGAGAUGGCACAGUGUGCCUUAUUUGCCUUCAUAUGUUCCAUUUGGGCAGCUCUAUCUUUUGGGAAAUUCAUCAGUAGAAUUACUAUCAGGAGCGGAGUACUCAAAGUUGACAUCGGUUAGAUCUGUGAUUGCGGAGCUAAGAGAACGGUUUCAAUCCCAUUCAAUGAAAUCUUACAGAUCUAGGUUUCAGAGGAUCUGUGAACUUUGUAUGGGUGACAGUCCCUCGAUUUUCCCUGGACUGGAUCAGUUGCAGCAGUUCCCUAAUCUACAACAGUGGCUUGGUCUUGCAGUUAUUGGGACAGUAGAGCUCGGGCAUAUAGUGGAGGCUCCGGUUAUUCGAUCAGCUACUUCAAUUGUUCCUCUUGGGUGGAACGGUACUGUAGAGAAAAAUGGAGAACCAUUUAAAGUUGAUAUUGCUGGUUUUGGUUUGCAUCUCUGCACGUUGAUUCAUGCUCAAGUGAAUGGUACCUGGUGUUCAACAACUGUGGAAAGUUUCCCUUCUCAACCACCCUAUUCAAACCAUGAUGAUCAACAAGAGUUACAGAAAAUGCGAGUCCUUGUGGGGCCUCCCCUGAAACGACCACCUUACCAUCAAAUCGUGGAAGAUUCAUUGUUGCCUGCAUUUUCUACUAUUAAUAAGGAGCCUGUGAAAGUCAGCAGUAUACAGAAUUCAAAUCCAUCCGACGAAGUGAAAUAUGUGCACCCAGAUGAUCCAAUUGAUCUCUACAUAUUUUGUACCAGUGAUUUCACUACUGUCUCAAGGGAGGUUCACCUUCGAACUCGUAUAGUUAGAUUGAUUGGCCUCGAGGGUGCUGGUAAGACAUCUCUAUUUAAGGCAAUAAUGGGUCAAGGAAAAAUACCUGUCAUUGCAAAUAUCGAGAGCCUAUUUCCAGAUUCUGAUGUUCAAGAAGGAAUUGCUGGUGGUGUAUGUUAUUCUGAUUCUUUGGGAGUUAAUUUGCAGGAGUUGAGCAAUGAGGCCUCUCGUUUCAGGGAUGAGCUAUGGGCAGGAAUUCGCGACCUGAGUCAAAAGACAGAUCUCAUUGUACUUGUGCAUAACCUCUCCCACAAAAUACCUCAGUAUAAUAGCCCAGAUGGAUUGGAGAAAAAACCAGCCCUUUCUCUCUUGCUGGAUGAGGCCAAGGCUCUUGGGAUACCCUGGGUCCUUGCGAUAACGAAUAAAUUCUCAGUCAGUGCGCACCAGCAAAAAGCUGCCAUUGAGGCUGUCCUACAGGGAUAUCGAGCUUCCCGAAGCUCUACUGAGGUCGUGAAUUCCUGCCCUUAUGUCAUUCCCAGUGCGGCGACUGCUUCUCUCUCUUGGGCUCCGGGAAGCUCUGAACAGAAGAAGGGUGUUCAGAAGCUUAUCUUCGCUCCUAUAAACAUUGUCAGGAUGCCCUUCCAGAGGAAAGACACGGUCUUCCCAGUUGAGGGGGUGAACUCGCUCUGUCAGCUCGUACAUAGAGUGCUUCAGAGCCAUGAGGAAGCCUCUCUUGAGGAACUAGCGAGAGAGAGGCUUAUGUUGGAACUGGCUCGAGACCGUGAAGGGGCAAUGGAUGCUAGCAGAGAUUUGCAGGCUAAGUCCUCAGUAUCGGCUGCAACAGUGGGGGCUUCUGUAGGGGCUGGUCUCGGCCUUGCCUUGGCUGUGGUCAUGGGGGCUGCAUCAGCCUUAAGGAAGCCCUAAUUUAGGUCGUGGUCUGUGAUUAUUGUUUUCUUCUCCAAUGUGCAUAAAUACGGGCUAUUUUAUGGAGAAUUUAGGUAGGGCUUCGAGGUAUUUAGUCGAAAGGCGAUCGGUCAUUUAUUUUAUUCCAUUCUUGUAAUUGCUGGUAAGAAAAUAUAGCUCUGCCUGAUCAUUUUUCCUGUCAGUUUCUUCAAA